Penicillium mononematosum is the source of this 534-nucleotide messenger RNA. RefSeq lists its product as uncharacterized. The record is from RefSeq and is a predicted model, not a curated record. The coding region runs from base 1 to 534 and encodes 177 amino acids. The transcript has 2 exons. NCBI's taxonomy places the organism in Eukaryota, Fungi, Ascomycota, Eurotiomycetes, Eurotiales, Aspergillaceae.
AUGAAUACUUCCAUAUGCCACCCCAAGCCGGUGGUAUCGCUGACAGGCCCCACUGGGGCUUUCCUGGUCGAGUUGCUGAUCUGGAAUGGGUCGCCCUUCAAAGAUCACUGGGCAUAUUUCGUUCAGUCGCACGCGGACUCUCAUACCGGUGUAAAGAUACACGCGACCGGCAACGUGAGAAGUGGCUUUGAGUUCGAAAUUAAACGGAGUGAAAACCUGCAAACAACCGACGACAUCCCUUCAACAAGGGUCCCUCUGCAAUGGGUUGACGCGGAGUACUUUGACGAGAAAGCUAUGCUUAACGAUGGGAAAUACGAAAUCGACGACUCGCCUGUCUGUCCCUUCGAGAGCAGUGUUUACCAAAUUGAAGCUCCAGGGAAAAGUCUGAACACAGUCAGUGACGGGAUCAAACCAGGUCGGAAAGUCAUUCAGAGGGAUUGCCAGACAUGGAUUGUCGAGUCUGCCGAUCAACUUCGCCGUGACAACAUCUUGAGCCAAGAGGUUGUCUCUUAUCUCCAUGCAAUUAAACAGUAA